GAAGGAGUUUAUCCAACAUUACCAAUCUUACAGCUAACUGCAAAACCCAAUGAAUAUAAAAUAUUCACUAAAUAUAAAGUGGAGACCACUUGGGAAAGAGCAAAAAAUAAAAUUACUGUUAUUUCUUCUAUUAAUUAUAUUGAACAAAAACCUACUUAUAAAAUCCAAUGGAUUGAUAAAGAUACUUAUCAAGAAAAAAUAAUUCAAUCAAACAAAUCAUCAUCUAAUGCAGCAUUAUUAUUUUCUUUAGAAUAUAACAAAGGAAAAAAAACUGAAUAUUCUGGUCCAGAAAUCUUUGGUUUGCAAUUAGAGCCUGUAGAAAAAGAACGCCUUAAAAAAUGA
Messenger RNA from Entrophospora candida, 342 nucleotides. Lineage: Eukaryota; Fungi; Glomeromycota; Glomeromycetes; Entrophosporales; Entrophosporaceae. The record is from the annotation of a GenBank genome assembly.